This is a messenger RNA of Mesorhabditis belari, 834 nucleotides long. NCBI's taxonomy places the organism in Eukaryota, Metazoa, Nematoda, Chromadorea, Rhabditida, Rhabditidae. The record is from the annotation of a GenBank genome assembly.
AUGAUCGAGGUAGCCACGUAUCGAAAAAAGAGUUUAGAUUCAUGUGAAGAAUUUCGGCGUCGAAGCGGCUCGACGGCCAGCACGAAAAAAUGGGGAAAACGCGAGGCGCAACCACAAUUUGAAUUGAGGUGUUGCGUGAAUCCGGAAAUCUUGAAGAAAAACGUCGAAAAUCAUUGGUAUUUUGAGGAUGAAACGGUUCGUCUAAAUGGAUCGGUAUUCGCAAGACGCGAAAAUUUCAACAAUCUCCUUAGCAUCAUUCCACUACACAAAUUCAAUGGGAUUCACAUAAAAAUGGAAGACGAUUGCCCACAAGGUGGUGAUGAUGUCCGUUUGUGUCUACUGAAAACACUGGGAGCGCACAAUUUGCGAGAAGUGAAAUGCGUGGGAUGCACAAAGCCGAUAACGGUCUAUGAUCGAUAUCCAUUGAUCGACGGUGUUUUCUUUUUGUCACCAGUUGUGCGUUAUGGGCCGGCGAUUGAGGUGAUCUACGAUCAACGCCAAUUCUACAUUCAACAGCUCUGUGCUCGGUGUCUUUUCUCGGAAUGGGAAUGCGCGACGUGUGGAAAAGAUGAUUGGUUUGCGGGAAAAUCACUAAUCCUCGGCACUCUCUAUUUCUACGAUGUAAUCAGUGCGGGCAGAUGUUGUCCACCAAUUUGCUCACUCUGCCAUGCGCCUUUACUUGUACCGGAAAACGGUCACUAUGCAUUGGUGAACGAGUGUUUCACUUGUUCUUCUUGUGGAUCUCGACAAUAUCAUUUGGCUCGUGGCAAUGAUGAGGUGCGCAUCAUCCCACCGAGCCCACUCGACGAUCCAUUUGCGGCGAUUGCAAGCGGU